GCGAUCCCCCGUGUAAGAGUGAGGUGGAGGAGGACAUUCCAGUCCAUGUGACCACAGAAAAUCCCUGUGAGAAGCCUGAAGGAAACAUCAUGUUAUCUCUAGAUUAUAAAGAAGAUGAAGACACCAGGCAGCGCUCUUCAGGAGAAAACUUCAUUACCUGUAAUGUACAUCCAGGACUUCACAGUGCAGAGCCAUCAAAUAAUUCCCCCAAGAAUGAGGAACUUUCUAAUGACCAAUCACAGAUUAUUAACCCAAGUCCAAAUCUAUCAUAUAAUCAUCCUAACCAUGAGGAAUCUUCUGACCAAUCACUGAUUAUUACUCCAAAUCUAAGGCAGAAACGGGGUAAAAGGUUUAAUUGUGAGGAACGUGGAAAACAGUUCAGAUAUAAGUCAGAGCUUUCUAUACACAAAAGUUACACAGGAGAUAAGCCAUAUUCAUGUUCAGAAUGUGGGAAAUGUUUUCCAUAUAAAUCAUUGCUUUUAAGACAUGAGAAAAUUCACACAGAAGAGAAGCCGUAUUCAUGUUCAGAAUGUGAAAAAAGCUUUAACCAGAAAUCAGGCCUUGACAGACAUAAGAGAAUCCACACAGGAGAGAAGCCAUAUUCUUGUUCGGAGUGUAGGAAAUGUUUUACCAAGAAAUCAAGUCUUGAAUAUCAUAAGAGAAUUCACACAGGAGAGAAGCCAUAUUCAUGUUCAGAAUGUGGGAAGUGUGUUAUCAAUAAAUCAAGUCUUGAUCAACAUAAGAGAAUUCACACAAAAGAGAAGCCAUAUUCCUGUUCAGAAUGUGGGAAAUGCUUUAACCACAAAUCAAGCCUUGAUCAACACAAAAGACUUCACACAGGAGAGAAGCCAUAUUCUUGUUCAGAAUGUGAGAAAUGCUUUCGCCACAAAUCAAGCUUUGAUCAACAUAAGAGAAUACACACAGGAGAGAAGCCAUUUUCAUGUUCAGAAUGUGGGAAAUGUUUCAUAGAAAAAAGAUGUCUUACUACACAUCUGAGAAUUCACACAGGAGAGAGACCAUUUUUAUGUUCAGAAUGUGGGAAAUGCUUUGUUAGGAAAUCAAGUUUUCAUCAGCAUAAGAGAAUUCACAUAGAAGAGAAGCCAUAUUCAUGUUCAGAGUGUGGUAAAUGUUUUACAUAUAAAUCAUAUCUGGUUGCACAUCAGAAAAUUCACACAGGAGAGAAGCCAUAUUCAUGUUCAGAGUGUGGUAAAUGUUUUACAUAUAAAUCAUGUCUGGUUGCACAUCAGAAAAUUCACACAGGAGAGAAGCCAUAUUCAUGUUCAGAAUGUGAGAAAAGUUUCACAGACAAAAUAGGUCUUACUACACAUCAGAGAAGUCACACAGGAGAGAAACCAUUUUCAUGUUCAGAAUGCGGGAACUGCUUUACCAAGAAAACACAUCUUAAUCUACAUAAGAGAAUUCACACAGGAGAGAAGCCAUAUUCAUGUUCAGAGUGUGGUAAAUGUUUUGCAGGUCAAUCAGGUCUGGUUGUACAUCUGAGAAUUCACACAGGAGAGAAGCCAUAUUCAUGUUCAGAAUGUGGGAGAUGCUUUUCCCAGAAAUCAAGCCUUGUUAAACAUAAAAGAAUUCACACAGGAGAGAAGCCAUUUUCAUGUUCAGAAUGCGGGAACUGCUUUACCAAGAAAUUAAGUCUUGAUCUACAUAAGAUAAUCCACACAGGGGAGAAGACAUGUUGAUGUUUUAUUUAAGAAUAAUGUUUUACAAAGAAAUUAGUCUUUCAAACUUGCAGACUUAAGUGUUUUUUUUUACCAGUGACUUGUGAAUAUGACUUCUGUUGCUUAUUUGGAUACAAUAUUGGCACAAUGAGGUAAAAUGAACACACGUUUCUUUUAUUUCUUUUUACUUCAUUCCAAUAUAAAAUGG
Molecule: messenger RNA, 1884 nt
Organism: Bufo gargarizans (Asiatic toad)
Lineage: Eukaryota; Metazoa; Chordata; Amphibia; Anura; Bufonidae
Product: gastrula zinc finger protein XlCGF26.1-like
Exons: 2
Coding region: 90-1697 (535 amino acids)
Source: RefSeq, a predicted model, not a curated record